This is a messenger RNA of Anopheles nili, 318 nucleotides long. Its product is annotated as G-box-binding factor-like. Bases 1 to 318 code for a protein of 105 amino acids. The record is from RefSeq and is a predicted model, not a curated record. NCBI's taxonomy places the organism in Eukaryota, Metazoa, Arthropoda, Insecta, Diptera, Culicidae. The transcript has a single exon.
AUGCAUCAGCAGCAGCAGCAGCAGCACCAACAACAGCAGCAACAAAGCUUGCGGCACUACAGUAGCUCCCAAAUACAGCAGCAUCAAUUACAUCAACAGCAGCAGCAGCAGCUGUUGCUUCAACAGCAAUAUCAGCAGCACCAGCAUCAGCACCCAUCAUCAGCGCACCAUCAGCAUUCCUCGCCAAUGGCACCAUCAUCGAUGACGCACCACAAUAGCAACUAUCACCCGCACAGUAGUCACCUUCUACACCGGCAGCAGAACCAAUCCCAGCAACAACCACCCCAUCCAUACACCAUGGAAGCACUGCUCAAUUAA